UGAGUAAAAAUCCACUUGACUACUAAAAUGUACUUAAAUGUCUUUUUUUUUUUUAUAAAUUUUCUUGUAAUUAUGUUCUGACAGUUCAAUGCCCACUAACCAUAGAGGCUGAACGGUAACUGAAGCCUGAAUUUAAUGCCUAGUAUGCCUUUAAUUUAUUGCUUUUGGUUGUCAUGUAUGGAAUGAAUUGUUUUUACAAUAAUAUUUAACCAAUAAGCGGUGUACGGUUACCAUAUGUUGCGUAUGAAGGUUAACGGUACAGAGAGUAUUGGCUGUUAGUUUUUCAGUGAUAUAAUAGAACAAGUCAUUCAUUUUUUCCUCUUUUUAUCACUUUUAAAAGACAUCUCGUUGGCAUACGACUUGAAUUUACUGAUCGAUGGCUUUUGGCUGCGACAAGCAUCUGAAAAUAACAGAUGGUAGAUCCCCAGACCAGGAAUCAAUUGGGUCUGGGACAAAGAGGUCCAGUGUGUCAUCUGGUGGUAGGUCUCGGAAGCAGAAGGAUUUCUUCUAUAAAUUUGUUGACAGUGACAGUCUGAAUGAAAAACUUGUAGAUUGGUUUGAAUCUGUUACAGAAAAAUAUGCAUCAAAACAGCAGGCAUUUGAUGUUCCAUUUGAGUUGAUUGAACUUCAAAAAUUUGAUUAUGCAUUAGAGGGGAUUUCAUUUCAGCAGCUGACACGCAUGCCUAAUGCUGUUCACGCUUGUACAUCUGAAGCUGUAGAAGCAACAUCUUGUCUUGCUAUUGAAGAUUUUCUACAUGCUAGUAUGAAAGGCUUGUGGGAGGCAUUUUGGAAUCAAGACCAGCCUAUGCCUUUUUCUGUGGCUUGUCUGUAUAAUGCUAACAUGAAGUUUUAUCAGGCUGAAAAUGCUAUUGCUAAUGGAAAGCUUGGAGGUCUUUGUGGCACUGGUAUAUUGCUUAAUAAUUCUAGACAUCCUCAUGGGAAAUGGGAUCAUGUCCUUGAAUUGACACUUCUAAGAACCGAUAUCAGAGGUGUAGCUGUUGGCAGUGACCGCCAGCCUUCAUUACCAGUUCUAGGAGAAGCUCUAUUUUAUGCUAUUCGAAUGCUUCUGGCAAGGAGUUUGAGUAGACUAAAUUUCUUUCUGGAUCCAAGCACAGUCUUUGUUCUUCUAGCUGAUUCUCAAUAUGGGGGAGUUGUAAAAGUUGAAGGAGAUGUAAGUAAGCUCAAUUUUGAUGUGAAUAAUGUUUAUGAAUGUGCUGCUGAAUGGGUAAAAAAUCAUUCUAGAAUUUCUGUUUCUCCAAUUUAUAGAAUCUGGAACAAGCUUGGAAAUGCAAACUGGGUAGAUAUUGGUGCUCUACAACUACUGUUCGCGACCUUUCACUGUAUUAUGCAAUAUGCUGGAAUGCCCAAGCAUUCUGUUGAGGAUUUAGCUGCUGAUCAUAGUUCACGUCUUCAAACCAGAAGAAUCGAGAGGCAGUUAGGAGAUACCAGAGUGAAUGGAAAUGGCCUAUUUCGAUACCAGCAGCGUAGUGUUUCCCCUGAGAUUGUCGAAGUUCAGGACGAUUCUGUCAAUGUUGGUUCCAAGGAGUCAAUGAAAUUAGAAGAAGGAUCCAUGUUAUGGCUGGAGGAUUCAGAAGCGCAAAAGGGUUAUCAGAUACAAGAAGUAAUCAAUACUGGUGAAUUGAAAUACUAUAUUGCAUCUUAUGUUGAAGACCCAGGAAACGAUCUGUUUCUAUAUGUGGGCUCUCAUCCCUCCCAGCUGGAACCAGCAUGGGAAGAUAUGGAUUUAUGGUAUCAGGUCCAGAGGCAGACGAAAGUAUUGACAAUAAUGAAGCAGAAAAAUCUCUCAAGCACAUAUCUACCUCAAUUGAGCGCAUUUGGUAGGAUCAUACACCCUGGUCAUUGUCGAAGGCCCAGCUCAGGUGGAAAUUGUGACCACCCUUGGUGUGGGACUCCUGCUCUUGUGACCAGCCCAAUUGGUGAAACAGUCGCUGAAAUGGUACAGACAGGCCGAUUUGGUUCAGAAGAGGCUAUCAAAUGUUGCCAUGAUUGCUUAUCAGCACUCUCAACUGCUACCUCUGCUGGACUUCGGCAUGGAGACAUCAGACCAGAGAAUGUGAUCUGUGUUAGGUCUGGAGUGAGACACCCUUAUUUUGUUCUAAUUGGGUGGGGCCAUGCUAUUCUUGAAGAUAGAGAUCGCCCUGCUAUGAAUCUUCAAUUCUCAUCUACUUACGCACUUCAGGAAGGAAAGCUAUGCUCUGCCUCUGAUGCAGAAAGCCUAGUUUAUAUGCUUUAUUAUUCAUGUGGUGGUUUAUUCCCUGAUCUAGAUUCAGUAGAGGGAGCACUACAAUGGAGAGAGACGUCUUGGUCAAGGAGAUUGAUUCAGCAGAGACUUGGUGAUAUUUCCACUGUGCUGAAAGCUUUUGCUGACUAUGUCGACAGUCUGUGCGGGACGCCAUAUCCCAUGAACUAUGACAUAUGGCUGAGAAGGUUGGGGCGAAAUAUUCAUGAAGAUGAUCAUGGAAAGGAAAUUGAUAGAACAUGCUAGGAUUUCCAACUGGGUCCAAUUCCUGAAAUGAAAACUCUAUCAUCUUAAUGCCUUUCUCAUUGCAAUUGUUGGACUUUUGGGCGGUGAAUAAAAAGUGGAAGUCAACAGUUUACUAUCUGAUGCUCGUGCAUUUGUAUUCCUUGAAAGAUUAGAUAGGGGAAUGGUUGGUGUAUUUCAUGAAACAAACAUACCAUAAUUGCUCUUGUUGGUGCAGGUUGGGCUGCUUUUUCUUUAAACCUCAUUGGUGGCAUCUUUCGGCAUGUGAAGAAUAGAGUCGUUCCUUUUUGAGGAGCCAAUACAUGAGUUUUAGCAGUUUUCUUUCCAUUUCAUUGUUCUUAUGAUGAGUUCCUUGUCAAAGUAAGUUGUAUUUAUUACAGCAUUCGUUUGUAAAGAUAAUAGGCCGUCUAGCAUACCCUGGAGUUCAUGCAACUGCACAGGGUAUAUAAUCUUAUUCUGUAAAUGCCUUAUUUUUAUUGUGUUCCUUGGAGUAUCUCUUUCAAUGUUAGAAAUUGACCUGUCCAAUUCGUUCCCA
This is a messenger RNA of Cicer arietinum (chickpea), 3038 nucleotides long. RefSeq lists its product as uncharacterized. The record is from RefSeq and is a predicted model, not a curated record. Lineage: Eukaryota; Viridiplantae; Streptophyta; Magnoliopsida; Fabales; Fabaceae.